Molecule: messenger RNA, 1005 nt
Organism: Saitoella complicata NRRL Y-17804
Lineage: Eukaryota; Fungi; Ascomycota; Saitoellomycetes; Saitoellales; Saitoellaceae
Exons: 1
Biological process (GO): SCF-dependent proteasomal ubiquitin-dependent protein catabolic process
Cellular component (GO): SCF ubiquitin ligase complex
Source: RefSeq, a predicted model, not a curated record
AUCGAGAGAUUGCCCGUUGAGAUUCUACAGAAGAUUCUGGGUGAGGUCGCCACCCAGCCAGGAGGAAUCUACAACAGCUUGAAGGAUUUGAAUGCAUGUCAGACUGUUUCGAAGGUCUUUCAUGCCUACACCAUGCCGCUUCUUUACUCGCACGUACCCGUCUCCGCGUCCCCCGUUUUCGCCAAGUUCUUGCACGGAUUGCAGGACGAUCCGUUCAAGGGCUCGCUUGUUAAGACGCUUGACUUUUCGGGGUUCACGAGUGUUGGGAUGGGAAGGACGGGGCGGAUGAACAAGGAGAUUCAGAUGUUUACUGCUACGACCCUUGAUAUGUGCUUGGCGCUUACUCCGAAUUUGCAGCAGUUGCUCUUGAGCGAGCAUGUCGAGCACGAUAUUGAUUUCAACAUCAUUGCGCGCCUGCUUGGUGGUGACAUGCCCUACAUCAAGGCUCUUGACUUUUGCGCCAUUACCUCGAACGAGUUGGUUCGCGCUAUGACCGACUUUGUCGAUGUUAACAUGCUCAGCGCCGCGCCGUUCUUUGCUUUGCCGCGUUUGGAGAGGCUUUCGUUCCACGAGUGUUCGACCGUUCCCUCUCGCGUCUUUGCUGCGCUCUUGCCUCGCCUUCACAGGUUGACUCACCUCGAUUUGACCCACACUCAGGUCACUUCCGACACUUUGAUGUCCAUCAGCCGGAAGGCUAGGUUGCAGCACCUCUCCUUGAGCCGCUGUUCUAAGCUCUCCACUGAGGCCGUCGCCGAGUUCUUGUUGACGCACCCUGCUGCUCGCAAUCUCGUCUCCUUGAACCUUCGUGCGUCUGGCAAAGUCAUGUCUGAGGACCACCUCGACAUCAUCUUGCCUUCCCUCCCUCGCACCUUGAAGUCUAUCAACCUUGGCGGCAACACCGAGUUCGGAGACAACCACCUUCCGCUUCUUCCCUCCACUGUCGAAGAACUCGGCAUCGCUUGGAGCAAAGUCACUAUCGACGGCCUCAAGGAGAACCUGUCCCCA